CGCGAGGCGGCGGCGGCGGCGGCGGCGGCGGCGGCGGCGGCGGCGGCGGCGGCGGGUCUCGGUGAGCGGCGGCGGGAGGAGGAGCGGCGGCGGCGGGAGGAGGAGCAGCGGCGGCGCUCGCUCGCUGUUGACGGGAGCGCUUUUGAGUCUGGGAGCCCAUGCCACUGCGACCGGCUCGGCGGCGCGCAAGGAAGCAGGCGCAGCGGAGGCGGCCUAGCACCGGCUCGGCGCCGGGCGGUUGCGCUGCCCGCGAGCCGCGUCCUGAGCCUCGGCAGCGCGCUGCGCGGCGCGGCGCUCGCGCUGCUUCUGUGCCGAGAGCGGCAUGAU
Molecule: messenger RNA, 327 nt
Organism: Emiliania huxleyi CCMP1516
Lineage: Eukaryota; Haptophyta; Isochrysidales; Noelaerhabdaceae
Exons: 3
Source: RefSeq, a predicted model, not a curated record